This is a messenger RNA of Eremomyces bilateralis CBS 781.70, 3089 nucleotides long. RefSeq lists its product as uncharacterized. The record is from RefSeq and is a predicted model, not a curated record. The transcript has 6 exons. Gene Ontology annotation, molecular function: phosphatidylcholine lysophospholipase A1 activity. The coding region runs from base 99 to 3005 and encodes 968 amino acids. NCBI's taxonomy places the organism in Eukaryota, Fungi, Ascomycota, Dothideomycetes, Eremomycetales, Eremomycetaceae.
GACGAUGUCAUGCAAAAUAUUCAAGACACCCAUUACAAGCUCUCUCAAGAAGAAGCAUAUAGACAAGACCGCCUCAGCUGGCCCCGUGACACUUCAACAUGGGACGUCAUCGCGUGUCUUCCUCUGUCUCGUUGAUGAGAUGGGCUACUCUCCUUUGGACUCUUCUUUGCUCUUCAGCUUCCGCUCUCGAAACAAAGCCCCAGGCGACUUAUCCACUCCCGCAUGAGGCGGAAACCUCAGUCAUAUCGUCGAAUGUCCUCCAAGUGCGAGCCGACGUGAAGCCCUUCACUCUUCGUAUCAUGCCCUUGGGGGCAUCCAUCACGGCUGGAUAUGGCACUACUUUCGAGCAAGGAUAUCGGAAGCCCCUCAGAGACCAGCUACGUUGGCGCGGCUGGCCUGUCAACAUGAUCGGGAGCUCACGUGGCGCCUCCGAGGUGAACUUCAAGAACGAUCAACAUGAAGGCCACGGGGGUCACGUCGUUAGCCAGACAAUCGAUGACUCAAACCUGAGCCUUUAUCGGAUGCCCAACCUGAUUCUCAUCAAUUGCGGCACCAACGACGCCGCCGGUGACAAUGUUCCGACCACGGGAGAUAGAAUGAAGCUUGUCUUAGACCAUCUUUACAACAAGGUUGACAACGUCACUAUCAUCCUGUCAACCUUGGUUCCCAGACUCGACGAAUCCGCCGCCGAUACAUCCAGCAUCAGCGCGCAGUAUCGUACGCUAGCUUCGAACUACGCCGCGGCCGGCCGCAAAAUAAUACUCGCAGAACUGGGCAGUGGUCUCUUUGACAGCAGCACGGAUUAUUAUGACAAGAUUCACCCCAACGACAAAGGCGCAGCGAAGGUUGCGGCAGUUUGGGAUCAAGCAAUCUUGGAAGCAGAGGACAGGAAUUUCAUUACGGAGGCCAUCGACACCGGAAUCCCCGAUAUUAGCAACGGUGAGGAUUCUGGAGGACAGGGCACAUGUGCCGUCGUUCGUGGAGGCCUGCGCGGGCCGGUCAAGACGCAGUCAGGCUGGGGAUACAACGACGGCACGUAUGCGCAUAAGGAUGAUUCCACGGUUGGUCCGAUCGACCUCGGGCAUACCGUGAUAGGUGACAUCGAACCUGGAACAGGCGGUAUUUGGUUUGCUCAGUUGGUCAACCCGGGAAACGCUGACUUCGGUGACUAUCUCGACGAGCUUGUCUACUGCACGGACACGGGGCCGGGCCAGGUGCCCGGGCCAUGUCUCAUGUGGGAGAACUCGGACGGCAACUACAACAAGAUUGACGCCAAGCGCCUGGACAUCGGUCUCAAAUGCCUCGCGCGAGGCAUCCGCUUCGGGGAUGUCAACGGGGAUGGUCUGGACGACGCCAUCUGCAUCAACCAGGAGGCGAAGAUGUACGUGGCCAUCAACAAGGGCGGAAACCCUCCUACCUUUGAGGUCCUUGAAAACGGCGGUCUCGUCCGGGGUACCGGCAGCGAGCAAACGUGCGACUCCCAGGCCCAGGUCAGAUUGGGUGACAUGGAUGGCGAUGGUCGUCUGGACUACUGCUGCAUCGACAAGAAGGGUGACAUCUACUGCUGGCGCAACGGCGGCUCGGGUAAAGCGCCAACCGCCAAAGAGAACGGCUACUGGCAGGAACUUGUCGGCGGAAUCACCUUUAAGGCCAAGGGCGAGGGCGAGGGUAUCGAUGGAGUCCGUUUCGUCGACAUCAACGGCGAUGGCCGAACCGACUGGGUCUACAUACACAAGGACGGAUCCAGCGAUAUCUACGUCAACCAGCGUGGAAGCUACAGCGAAGACGGUAAAGGCCUCGCGCCUCACUGGGCGAAGGCAUCGUCAACCCACGCGGCGUUCGGCGGGCUGGACACGCGGGACAAUAUCUAUUUCGGUCGACUCCAACCCAGAUCGUCUCGCGGCGACAACCUUCCCGCUAGAGCCGACCGUAUUGUCGUGCAAAACUUGACAGCAACCGCGGGUAAGAAUGACCCCAAGGUACAGCUCUUCUUUCAGACCAACCUGGGCGCCGGUGGUACGAAGCUCAAGGGAGACGGUGUUUUCUACUGUGAUAUGUUUGGCAGUGGCAGCGACGACUAUCUGUGGGUGCUUUCGACGGGCGCCAUCACCCUGUUCAAGAACAUCCACUCGCCACCUCAGUGGGGGCCUCUUGGACAGAUCAUCGACAUCGAGAGGGACCGAAAGAGCAUUCAUUUCGGUGACUGGGAUGGUGAUGGAAAGUGCGACAUCCUGGCGGUUGAGCGCCAUACAGGCCGCGUCGAGUGGUGGCGCAAUCUCUACAAGACCGGCGACAAGGUGCCUACCUUCGCUGCCCCCAAGUGGGCUGUCGACUCCUACGACCACCUAUGUACCGAGGGCUGGGGUAACGGCGUCUAUGACUAUGGCCUUGAGUUUGCCGAUCUUGAUGGUGACAAGAGGGUUGACUACUUGUGCAUGAAGAAGAAUAUGCAGGUCUUUGGGUCCUUGAAUAAGGCGGGAGGGCUUCAGUAUAAGGAUCAGAUCAAGCUCGCCCCUGAUGAAGGCAAACUGGACCGAGCCAACUUCAAGUGGGCCGAUGUCAACGGUGACGGAAAGGCCGACUUGAUCUGGGUCGACAAGUUCAAUGGCAAGGGACGCCUCUGGACUAACGGCGGAUUCACACCGGCCGCCAGCAGUAGCAUGACCUGGAACUACGAGGGCUUUCGCUUCGACGGCUACGGCCGCGGGCAAAACAUUCACUUCCCCAAGAUCGGGACCAGUGGCCGCGCUGACUACCACGAUGUCUGGCCGGAUACGGGAAUUUCCAACACCUGGUUCAACGAGUGUUCGCGCGAAGGCGAAGGUCAGGAUGACUACCCGACUCCCAUUGACCCCAACUUACCUGUCGUGGGUUCAUGGGCUUCGUUGAAUCCAACUUGGCAGGACCUUACCCCGGAAAGUGUCAUUGUCACGAGCAAGGGUGACUUCACCAUCCCAUACACGGACCAUCAGGUUUAUUCCACUUUAGCGCUGACAGGGGUAUGAUGGCGCCCAGUUAGUGUACUUCUAGAAUCCAAUCACAACGCGGUACGAAAAUUACAGCCUUUGCGCCUUUUUGCCUGCUCCAUU